AUGGAUUAUGAUGAUUUAUUUCGUUUAUUACCAAAACCACCCAAAAAAUGGAGUACNAAAGUAUAACAAAUGCCAGAAUUUGGACUCUAGAUCAUUUAGAUGAUAAUUUAAACAAAAUUGACUUUAAUUUGAAAUAGAAAAUGAUCUUUGUUUGUUGAAAAUUGAUGAAUUGGCAAUAACUUUUGAUCAUCUUGGGUUUGGACCAUAUUAAACCUACGAUCAUACUAAUUAAAAUAAUAAUGUUUUCAGAAUAUUCAGAAACUUAUAGUGUCCAAAUGAAUUAGAUUUUAUAUUAUCGAAAAUUUAUUAACUUUUUUGUUAUCUAUGCAAGGAUUUCAUGUGGAUUUCUAAUUACUUCCUAAGUAUAAUAAUAAUUACAAAAUUUAAUUUCCUAAACAUUAGAGCAAUGAUUUGGUUGAUUUUGAAGAUGUACUAUGAUAAUUUAGAAUUAAGAUAAAAUAACAAAGUAAUUUAAUCAAUUAUAUUUAAAUUAUCUUGCUUAUAAUAAUAAAAAAAAAAACACUUAGAAUCAGAAUUCAAUAAAUCUUAAUUGUCUCAUAUAUAAGUUCCAUUUCCCGAAUAAAGAGAGGCUAUCAAAAGAAUGGUAAAAGGAAGAGUGGAAAAAUAGUUGAAUCAAAUAAUAAUUUCUUAAGGAACUUGUUUUUAGAAAAAAAGAAAAUAUAUAGAAUAAUAACUUUAUCAAGAGUAAAUUAGUAAAUUAAUUUAAUAAACAAUUAUGUAUUUUAAUGUUGCUCUUGAAAAUAAUAUAAUUAAAAAAAUAGCUAUUUAUUAGGAGAUUAACCAAGAAAAUUGGCAGAGAGGUUUGUAAAAGAUAAUAGGUGAGAUCCUAAUUUGA
Molecule: messenger RNA, 856 nt
Organism: Paramecium pentaurelia
Lineage: Eukaryota; Ciliophora; Oligohymenophorea; Peniculida; Parameciidae
Source: the annotation of a GenBank genome assembly